This is a messenger RNA of Rangifer tarandus platyrhynchus (Svalbard reindeer), 720 nucleotides long. NCBI's taxonomy places the organism in Eukaryota, Metazoa, Chordata, Mammalia, Artiodactyla, Cervidae. The record is from the annotation of a GenBank genome assembly.
AUGCUGGGGGCACGGCAGGCUUCCCUGUGCGGCGGCUGGCUGGGCUCCCACACGGCAGAGCCGCUUGGGUCUAGUGACCCGGCCAUGUCGAGUGGGCCCACGUCCACUGUCCAGGCCCGUGGGGUGCCUACCCGGGCCCUGGCAUCCUGCCCUGAGGAAAGCAUGCAGGGCAGCCCUGCCACGGACACCCCGUCCACAGGCCCUGUGCCUGGAUCUGUGGGCUGGCUUCCGGCGGUGGGGGGCUGGGGACCGAUGGCAGUGACUGCGGGGCAGUGCCCAGAGGACCCCUUCUGUCUUGAGGGAUGCGGGGAUGUGUUCCACCACCUCCCCCAGAGCCAGGGGACAGGAGCAGGGGUGCGGGGGUCCCGGUCAUCAACACUUCCUGUGACCACCUCCUGGCCGGGUGGCUGCAGCCCGGCUCCCCGCCAGGGAGUAACUGGACUGGAGACUGUGACAGCCCUCCCAGGGAUGGGGCUCUCGACUCAGUCAGGGCGAAAGUGCGUUUCUGUACAGAACGGCCGGGAGGGCAGCGGGGAAGCACGGAGCUCCCAGAGGGCCUCCCGGGACAUCCACGCCUGCAGGAGAGGCGGGUGGGACCAGGGCCAGCACAGAUGCAGCUGCCUGGACACUGAGGGGCUGGUUCGUCCAUCAGAUGCAAACAUGGCCGACCGAGGGCAGGAGGUGGAGCGGCUGCAGAGAAAGGAAGGCCCCUGGGGUUGA